Molecule: messenger RNA, 3007 nt
Organism: Lutra lutra (Eurasian river otter)
Lineage: Eukaryota; Metazoa; Chordata; Mammalia; Carnivora; Mustelidae
Product: transmembrane ascorbate-dependent reductase CYB561
Exons: 8
Coding region: 265-1152 (295 amino acids)
Cellular component (GO): lysosomal membrane
Molecular function (GO): oxidoreductase activity
Source: RefSeq, a predicted model, not a curated record
CCUGUCGUCAUGGCGACGCCGUAGCUCUGCGCGGGGCGCGGCGAGCGGAACCGGCCGAGCGGAACCGGCCGAGCGCCAGGGGCGCGGCGCGGGGAGUUCGCCUGCCCGUGCGCGGUGAGGUGCUGCGCGGCGGGGACGAGCCCCGGGCCCGGCGCCCGGCCAGCAGAUGAAGAAAUGCCAAAGCUUUGCCACCUUCUCACAGAUCUCUUGAUUUCUCUUGAGACAUUGGAUGUGAGGCAGAAGGUACAGAAAGAAAACUUGUAAAUGCCAAGGCUCACCGGGAGCGGAGUGACGUGUAUGAAACACACCAGGAGCCCUGCACGCGAGGUGCUGUUCCCUGUAGGGCUCAUUUCUGGUGGCUUUGGUUUUGGAAGCAUCAGCAGCUGCCGCAGCAUGGACAGUCGGGCCGGCCUGGCAGCCACGCCCAGAGCGCUGCCUUACUACGUGGCUUUCUCCCAGCUGCUGGGCCUGACUGUGGUGGCCAUGACGGGGGCUUGGCUCGGUCUGUACAGGGGCGGCAUCGCCUGGGAGGGCGCCCUGCAGUUUAACGUGCACCCGCUCUCCAUGGUCAUAGGCCUGAUCUUCCUGCAGGGAGACGCCUUGCUGGUUUACCGGGUCUUCAGGAAUGAGACCAAACGCACAACCAAGGUCCUGCAUGGGCUGCUGCACGUCUUCGCGCUCGUCAUCGCCCUGGUGGGCGUGGUGGCGGUGUUCGACUACCACCGGAAGAAGGGCUACGCGGACCUGUACAGCCUGCACAGCUGGUGUGGCCUCCUCGUGUUGGUUCUCUACUUCGUGCAGUGGCUCGUGGGCUUGAGCUUCUUCCUGUUCCCCGGAGCUUCGUUUUCCCUGCGGAGCCGCUACCGCCCGCAGCACGUCUUCUUCGGCGCCGCCAUCUUCCUCCUGUCCGUGGGCACCGCCCUGCUGGGCCUGAAGGAGGCGCUGCUGUUCAAGCUUGGGGCCAAGUACAGCACGUUUGAGGCUGAGGGUGUCCUGGCCAACGUGCUGGGCUUGCUGCUGGUCGGCUUCGGGGUCACCGUGCUCUACAUCUUGACUCGCUCUGACUGGAAGCGGCCACCCCAGGCGGAGGAACAAGCGCUCUCCAUGGACUUCAAGACGCUGACAGAAGGCGACAGCCCCGGCUCGCAGUGACGGCCUGUCCUCGUCCCGCACGGAGGGCCGGGCUGUGGCUGGCCGCCGCAGCUCGGGGUGGGCGGGUUGGGUAGGCGACUUUCCCACGCUCUGUCGCGGCUCUGCUGGCUCGGUGGCUGCCGGGGAGGGCCGGCCAGUGCGGCGGGCGCGUGGGGGCAGCGCCCGUUGUGGGCUGUGGGGCUUGGCUUCCUCUGCUCUCCCUCCUUGUUGCUGCUUAGAGUCCCGUUAGUCACGCACAGACCCGGCCCUGUUGUCACCGUCACCCCCUCCACUCGAGCCGCUUCGGGCAGGGUUUUGGGUGGUCAGUCCGGGCUACAGAAGCACAGAUCCUUCAAGACGACGCAGAGUGGCUCUCCUCUUGAGGAGCGGAUGCUGGGCCGAGUCCAGGGGCUGCCAAGAGCACAAAGCUGUGGGAGAAACUGGGGCUUAGUGACAGGCCUGGCAAGGCCGAGACUUGCUUUGUGUAACGCUGAAUUCAGCCCAGAGUCCCGUCCGUUGAAUGACACGCGGUGAGAACGGCCCGACUUCGGCAGCGGAGCCGGUGAUAUUAUGCAUAAACCAUGCUGGUGUCCAGAGCGAGGGGCCCUGCAGAGGGGAGGGGCGGGCCCCUGGGAAGCUGUGGAGAUGUGGCUUCGGCCCAGCCGCGCUCUCAGCCGCCGCCUCUCCGGGCCUCAGCCCCAGGACGGCUCUGCGGGGAGAGGGCCAGGGCCCCGCUGGAGACAAACUGUCCUUGGCGGCUGAGGGCCACCGAGAGAGGAGGCCGAGAUGGCCCGCGGGCAGGCGCGCUGGGCUGCUGGCGCCGGGGCUCGGCUCGGCGGGGCUGGGGCCUGCUGGCCGCCGCCAGGCUCCCCGCCCUCAGCAGCCGGCUUGGGCGCUGCUCUCGCUCUGACCUCAGGCCCGGGGCUUCUGUCUUUUUUUUUUUUUUUAAAGCAGAAAGUUGCUGCUGCUGCUGCCCUGUUCCCGGGGAAGGCAGGGCCGGCCGCUCCUGUGCGGAGGAGAGCGCCCUUCUCCCCGCUGCGCCCGUCUCUGCGGGCGGUCGGGGCUGAGGGGACCCGGAGCGUCCUCCCAGCGGCCUGACGUGCUCUGUGCCGCCGAGUCACUCUUCGGCUUCAGCCUAGAGGGAACAUGAUUAGAGCAUUGACCUUGUGCUUCUUGGACUCGGUGAAUGCUCCCUCCUUGUUUUCUUCCUGUUCUGGGCUUUGCGGAACAGGACACAGUUUGAGACACACACCGGGUACGUAAAUGAAGAAAUGCAAAGAGCUUUCCAAACCUGACCGCUGCUCAGCACUUCGAUGGUUGCCUUUUUCUCACCCCAGCGCUGCCUUCGAGAGAGGGGCCAGCCUCCUCUCGUGCUCCGGCUGCGAGCACUCCAUUCUGGCCUUGAGCCCUGCGGCCAGCGAUGCCACUUCAGCGAGCAGGUGGCUGUGGUCCCGAGCCUUCCCCAGCAGGGCGGCCCAGUCCCCUCCGAGCCCCCUUCCCUGCUGCAGCUGGCCCGGCUGGCCGGGGUGUUCGCCGGUGACACGGCGCGCUCUGCCCGCACCAGGACCCCGUCCGUUCUCCCCCCGCCUGGCACGCGCCGUAUAGCCAGACAUUUUUACGUGGAGAAGCGCCCCCUUGGACAAACCCAAGUGCACUUGUGACUCUCCCUUGCCAGGACGCCCCAGAGAGAGACGGAACCUUAGAUUUCUGGUAAAAACCUGUAAACUGGUCUGUUGGCCCGAGUGUCUGUUGGAUCAUUCUGGAGGCCCCCUGAAAGCGCCCCCCAUGGUUUAUUUCACUUUGCCUGUGGCCUGUCGUCUUUGAAGUGCGGUGUAGCGUCGGUGCAACGGAUGAUUCAAUAAACGUCUACAGCAGA